AUGGCACCAAGACGUCUUCAUCUCCGUGGACCCAGCCAACCAUCAUCACCAUCAAGCUCAGCACCAGCCACAAGACAUCCAUAUAACAACAAGAACAACGACAAGGUUCUCAACCUCCAGAUGCAGCACCAGCAGCAACCACGACGUCGCGAUCGCAACCGGGGGCUGCAAGCCGCCGCUGCCGCCAGGCCCCCCGGGGCGGACCUGGAAUCUCUCAGCUUGGCAGCGCUGGCGGCGGGGCUGUGGGAGGACAGCCGCGACGGCCGAGAGGGCCUUACGCCCGCAGCCAUCGUGGCAGCCCUCGAUAAGUACAUUGUGGGCCAGGCGGCUGCCAAGCGUGCAUUGGCGGUGGCGCUCCGAAACCGCUGGCGGCGGCAGCGCGUGGAGCCGGCGACAUUCCGGGAUGAGAUUAUGCCUAAGAACAUUUUAAUGGUGGGUCCUACGGGAUGCGGCAAGACAGAGGUGGCGAGGCGGUUGGCCAAGCUGGCAGAUGCACCCUUUGUCAAGGGUGAGGCCACGAAAUACACGGAGCUGGGCUAUGUGGGGCGAGAUGUGGAGGAGAUUAUCAAGGACUUGGUGGAGGCGGCGCUCGUACUUGUACGGCAACGUGCCAAGGACCGGCUGGCCGAGCACUCGUCCCGCCGCGCCGAGGCCAUCAUUCUGCGGGCCCUUGUGGGUCAACAUGCCAGCUCGGACACCUUGGGGAUGUUCCGGGAGAUGUACAAGCGGGGGGAGCUGGACGACACCCACGUGGAGAUCGACUCGGCGCUGCUGGAUGGAUCCGGAUCCAGCGGCGCCGGUGGUGGAUCCGGAUUUGGCGGCCAGCUGGAUUUUGGCCCCGGCGGUGUAUCCUGCUGGAAAGCUGUUUGCGCGACCGGACCGGGCUUUUGGCGGCCCCUCCCCGGGGGGGCUGGGGGGCGGCUCGGGGUCCGCCUACUUUUUCCGUCGUACUUGGCCCUGUGUCAGGUUUCGGAGGCGCGGUCCCUGCUAGAGGAGGCCGAGUCUGAGAAGCUGCUCAGCAGCGACCAGGUCACCCGGGAGGCCAUCAGGGCCGCGGAGCAGGACGGAAUAGUGUUCAUUGACGAGAUCGACAAGAUUGUGGACCCCAGCAGCGGCCGCGUGGUGACGGGUGGCGGUGUCUCCAGCGAGGGGGUCCAGAGAGACCUGCUGCCCAUCAUUGAAGGCAGUGUGGUGCCCACCAAGCACGGCAACGUGUCCACUGAACACGUGCUGUUCAUCUGCUCGGGAGCCUUCCACACAGCCAAGCCGUCGGACAUGCUGGCGGAGCUGCAGGGUCGCCUUCCCAUCCGAGUGGAGCUCAAGGGCCUUACGGCCGAGGACUUUUACCGCAUCCUCACGGAACCGCAAAACAAUAUGUUGCGGCAGCAGCAGGAGCUUCUCGCCACGGAGGCUGUCCAGCUGGUGUUCACGGAUGGCGCCAUUCGCGCUAUAUCGACCUUGGCUGAGCAAGCUAACCGCCUGCUGGAUAAUAUCGGGGCCCGGAGGCUACACACGGUGUUGGAGAGGGUGCUGGCGGACAUCAGCUUUGGAGCUCCGGAGCGGGUGGCGGAGGCGAGGAGGGAGGGACGGCAAACGUACGAAUACGUUGUGGACGAGCAGCUCGUACACCGGAAGUUGGACGACCUGCUGAAGAAGCAGGACCUGUCGCGAUACGUGCUUACUUUUUUGCUGCGGAUAUAUGCAGCUUCCUCUCGUCGCCUACCUCACCACAAGGUUCAGCCGUAG
Messenger RNA from Volvox carteri f. nagariensis, 1746 nucleotides. RefSeq lists its product as uncharacterized. Bases 1 to 1746 code for a protein of 581 amino acids. Lineage: Eukaryota; Viridiplantae; Chlorophyta; Chlorophyceae; Chlamydomonadales; Volvocaceae. The transcript is spliced from 12 exons. The record is from RefSeq and is a predicted model, not a curated record. Gene Ontology annotation, molecular function: ATP hydrolysis activity; ATP binding.